This is a messenger RNA of Aspergillus sclerotioniger CBS 115572, 987 nucleotides long. RefSeq names its product kinase-like protein. NCBI's taxonomy places the organism in Eukaryota, Fungi, Ascomycota, Eurotiomycetes, Eurotiales, Aspergillaceae. The record is from RefSeq and is a predicted model, not a curated record. Bases 181 to 987 code for a protein of 268 amino acids. The transcript is spliced from 2 exons.
CCUAGGGUAAUAAGACAACAUGUAUAAUUGCGGACGUUUCCCGCGCACUUUUCAACCUCCUUCUGUUCUCUACAUUGUUCUGCCAAACUUCGACUUGAACUUGAUUCUACUUUUCAGUUUGCCUUAGCUGUCCCUGCCAGCAGCCUGAGCGUCUUUUCGUUGCUUGUUAUUUUGAAAGACAUGCAGCAGUCUUCAACACCUUGUUCAGCAUGCAGCUGGACCCCCGAACGCCAGGAUAACUACCGCUACCAAAGCCACGUUAAGUUGUUCUACGAAAUGAGCGACCGAGGUGUAUGGUCGUUGGGUUCGAAUCUGGUCUUGAAAGAACGUUCAAGCCAGGCACCCAAUUUCGAGGCCGCGAAUUUGCAGUUUUUGAAGAAAGAGACCACAAUCCCGGUGUCUACUGUAGUUGAAGAUUGGGAAGAAGAGAAUGAUGAGUGCUAUUUCUUGUUAAUGAGACGUAUCCCCGGAUCCCCGCUCAGCAACCUCUGGCCCGAUCUAACAAUAAGCGAAAAAGAAAACAUCGCCCAGCAAACCGCCAACUACCUAAUGCAACUUCGCAAGUUGCAAUCCGAUAAGUUGCAGUCUCUUGGGGGCAAACCACUCUAUUCUGCGUUUCUUUUCCAAGACGAACAUGACGUUCCACAUGGGCCUAUCUCAUCUGACGACGAUCUGUGGAGCGAAUUAGAAUUGGCUCUUGAGGGUGUUCCGGACGAUGCUCGCCAACGACUUCGAGAUCGCAUGCCGUCUGCUGCCCCGUACACGUUUACCCACGGAGAUCUCGCUUCGGUUAAUAUUAUGGUUGAUGAUGAUCGUGAUCUGGCGGGCAUAAUUGAUUGGGAAGCCUCUGGGUAUUUCCCGGUCUGGUGGGAGUUCACCAGUGCUGGAAUCGGUCUGGGGCAAGAGGAUAAAGAGUGGAAGGUGUUGUUGCAAAAGUAUAUGCCUGAUUUUUCAGACGCGCGGGGGAUGGCUUUGCUCAAGGGUUAA